This is a messenger RNA of Amoebophrya sp. A120, 6377 nucleotides long. Lineage: Eukaryota; Dinophyceae; Syndiniales; Amoebophryaceae. The record is from the annotation of a GenBank genome assembly.
AUGGGACCAGAGGUGCGCGACCGCUUCCGGGGGGCGCUCGUCGUGUUCGUUGAGCACGCGGUGGAGUCGGCGCGGCUCCACUAUGACCGCGCGGUGCGUGCUGGCACACUUUCGCUCGCCCCGCUUUCUGACACGACUACAACAGCAGAGCUCGACCGUGCGGACCUGCGCACUAUGCCACUGACGGACGACUUCUUGUUUCGAACCUCACUCCUUGAGGAAGUCGAGGAUAAAGAAUCAGAGUCGGGCACGCGCUAUGAACUGCAAAAGUAUCGUACUCGUGUGAAUUGCAGGGAUGCAUGACAAAUGUGGUGUCCUACCCGAAUCUGCAUUACAAAUUCCAAUUUUCUUCCUGAUAAAAUUUGUCAUGCGAUUUAUACUAGUACGAGGCUUUUUCACAGGAUACGCGUCAGGCUUUUCGAUUGCUACGGGGAUUACGGGUCUACUUCAGCGCGGCAUUGGCCCUCGUGGAUGUUUUAUGCAAGAAAAAAACUGUGUAAGUGUAACUCUGUGACGCAGAACAUGCAACAGAUUUACACCUGUCAUGCCAAACAGCCAUGAAGUCCUCUUUUCAUGUGUGUUUUCCCUUACAAGCCACGCAUGACAGGCCCUCUCUGUCAUGUAGAGCAAAUUUGUAAUGCUGUCAGCCAAAGAAAGUUACACUAGCACAUUUUUUUCUUAGAUAUGUUUUCACACAAACGGAGGACGCGAAUGUGUACGAUAUGCAAUGCAAAAGCAUGAUGUACUAGCAUAUGUUGCAUCACAAACUUAAUACCUAAGUUUGAAAACUAAAUUUGUCAUGGUGGUUUGGCUACGAAAGUAGAGUAUGAAGUCUGUAUUAAUGCAGUACUGCAAAAAAUACUACGAGUGCGAUUAUACUUUUGCGAUGAAUAUACGAGCUGGAUCCGCAGCAGGUUUCGAAAGGUGAUUUCUUCUUCCCACCUGCAGCUACGCAGAGUCCACCUCGCGAGGGCGGUAUCCAACAAAAAAAGCUGCUGUAUGUGUAAGUUUUUUGGAAGAACAGCAUUACAAAUCUAUCUGGCACGAGAGCAAAAACCUGUCAUGCGCAGAUUGCACGUGAAAACGCGCUUGGAUGGACCUUACAAUGCAUCCCGAGCAUGACAGCCGCAAUCACUUUGCAUGUUGCGCAUCACAAAGCUACACUAACAAUCUUUUUUUCCUCGAUACGCGGCCCCGGUGCCACCUCCGCCGCCGGAACACACCGGCGAUUUUUCAUGCCCGUUACGCACGAACUGUGGUAUCAAAUGCAAAAAUGUCUACGUCUGGAAGGUUGGAACUUGUGAUGCUAACUUUGGACUACAAAAAAAAUCUGUAUCGCAUGACCAGCGAGAGGAGUCUAGUUUGUGCUACGCGGGGAGGGCGUUUGUCAUGCGAGGUAGGCAGCAGGAAGCUCUUGAAAAUUCUGUGAUGCUAGGUCGUGCAUUACAGACAUCCUGGGUCAUGCAAAACAUGCAUGACAAGUCUCAGAAUCUUCCAGACCCAGACAUUUUUGCUAUGCAUAUGUGGCUCCUGGUAACCGAAGGUGAAGCCGCGGCUGCGCGGGAACAGUGCACACCCAGCACGCUGUAUUCGGAGAUGCGCGCCCGAAUGCUCUGCGCGUUUUUUUACUUGAACCGACUGAAAGUGGAAACGUCGCUAGCCACCCGCGAUUAUCCUGUGCAAAAGUAUCGUACUCAUAGUAAUUGCAAUCAUGCAUUACAAAUCUUUCUCUUAAGGCAAAUCCCCAUUACAAAUUUCAUUUGUCAUGCUGAGGAAAUUUGUAAUGCAUUUAUACGAGGAGUGCGAUACUUUUGCAAUGCAUAGCGAUCCAGCGACAAACCAAUCCGGCCACGAUAUCCUGAGUAAAAACGUCCCCAUACCAGAGUCAACGUGGAAAAUCUGCUAGACAAAUCGGCCAACUUUGGUUGUCUCGCAUGACAAGUUUGUCCUCGUAGUGUAAUCCUGUUUAGCUAGUUCAGAAGCAUCACAGAUCUAGCAUAUCGCGCUAUUUCUAGCAUCACAAAUCCCAAAACACGACUAGAAAAAGCUUCUCAUGGGGCUUCGCAUGAGAAGCUUUUUUGGCAUGCAAAUUUGCAUGACAACUCUGGGGUGGAGAUGUUUUUACUCGGAAUACACGACUUUUUGAAGUGGUCGUACCCGUUGGUGCAAAGCGCGUUGUCCAAGACCACCGUUCACAAUGUGCUGGCAGUGUAUGACUCCACGGUGCCCUCGGGUUACUUGGGUCGCCCCACACCCGCGGCGCAGGUCACAGUCGAGGGGGCACUGAUCUUAUCGUCUGCCUUAUCGAAGAAAAGAACAUUGUUAGUGUAACUUUGUGAUCCGCAACAGGCAAAGUGACUGCGGCUGUCAUGCUGGGCAUGCAUUGUAGGGCCAACUCAAGCGCCGCGUUUUCACGUGCAAUCUGCGCAUGACAGGUUUUUGCUCUCAUGGCAGACAGAUUUGUAAUCCUGUUCCUCCAAACAACUUACACCUACAGUCUUUUUUUUCUUUGAUAGGCCUCCGUUACAACUCUUGCGCCUGUCGCACGCGAAGCGGUAUCAGUAGUAGAUCUGGAGGAAAGUGUUGAAGGAUCAUCCGCUGACCAAGCGGUUCCCGUGCGGCAGGGCCAGCUGCUGAUGCGAGCCCGCACGGUUUGCCCCCAGGGUUAUGCCUACAAUGUGUUGUGCUGGGGGCAGCAGUGCCUUGCUCCCGACCCCAUCUUUGAAAAGUACGCGACGACGUUUGAUGCGCUCGAAAUGCGCCGGGUGACGUUUAGCCGUCUCACAGCCGUUGGUAAGGAGUAUCGAUUGCUCCUGCAGCAGGGCGGGAUAGUUGUUGGCAUCGAUCUGGAAGGUCAAGAAGAUUCGUCAUCUGGUGGUCGGGCACCAGCUACCAGACGGCUACCACAGCACGAGGAUCAACAAAUCAAAGACAAAGCUGCAGCUGCAUCAAAGGAACAACUAUUGCCGCCGUCUCGCGGUCCUCUGCCGUUGGCGGAGGUUUAUUUUUCGAGCAGGAGUAGCGGGACCAUGCAGAGCACCAAACGAGCAGGAGUGCCUUCCGCGGCAUUUUCCACUCCCAUCGAAGUCUGGACGUACAGAAAUUUCCACUGGAACUUCGAUUUGGAGAAGCUGGCGCCGCAAAUAGGGAAAAGCACGCCCGCGGCGCCCCGCGUCCGGUGCGCGUUCUUCCGAGGACGGGCCUGCGAAGAUCCGUUGCUGGCCGACCGCUGGCCGGACGUACAGACGUUGCUGGAAUUCACGAACCGGGGGAACUCACACCAAAUGGACCGGUAUGGCUUGAUUGCCCUUUCCGACUGGGACAAGAAUCCGCCCGGCCACGUAGAGAUGACUUGGCGUAGCCUGGAGAGUGUGUACCUGCGCAACGUGCGAAACACUACAUUGCCCGACAUCUACGACAGGGAAAGAAAUUCAUCGUCACGUCGCAAGAUGGACGCGACGGCGCGCGAGGUACUAGUACAAAGCCAGCGCCUGCACGAGGACACGACGCCCACAGCGGCCGAGUCUGGGGGAGUUUCACUUUCAGCCGCUACCGGGCCCGUUUUUGGAAGUGCUUCGUCCGGGUACGGGACGCAAAUGCGGCCUGGAAUUGCACCGGGCCGCGCCCGGAACAAGCGCCCGAUUCCUCGAACGGAGCAAAAUAAAUCCGAAGGACAACGUGGUAGUAGCACAAAACAAGGCGCGACCACUGGGUCUUCAGUGCACCUUGUCGUGAGCGGGCGCGACGAUGACGAAUCGGCGGAUCAUGUUGAGCCGGACGAGAGUUCGUUGGUAGCCGCCUCGAACCGCUUGGCCUAUCACCCGCAGAUCGUCAUUGACGAGGAAUACUUUCAGGUGCGAACAGUACUAUGAGAGUGCACAACUCCCCCUCCCUCUCAUUUGUCAUGCGAAAUACCAAACUUGCUUCUAUUGCAGAAUAAGUCAAGGAGUUGCACUCUGACCGCCACGCACAAACUAAGCCUUUAAGUUGUCGCUGUGCCCCAGGUGGGUUGCCAGUCAGCAGUGACAAACAGCUGGCCAAUGGUUUGACAUCUCCGGCCCGCGGCACUUGCCUUUUUCGCCCGUGCCGCAGGUAAGGCAAAAAUGGUCCAGCCUCCCCUGUCCGGGUGGGGUUGCGGCUUAAGGGAGAGUCUCGCCCCUUAGCCCAAAGGGGUACGUCGUCUCUUCCGUGAGAACAAAAACUUAUGGCGUAAAUGGGUCGGGUCCUGGAUCGUUCUGUAUGCUGGGCUGUCGCGCUCGGCUUGCUGGCCGGGCUGUACUGAUCAGGUGUGGUGGGUAGCUCCCGACUGGUUGGUACUUUUAAUGGGGCGACUUGCCGUGGUAGCGCUCGGCUUUUGUAUGUUGAGGCUGCCCCCGAAAGUGUUUCCUCGCCCACCCCCCGGGGAGGGGAUCCUUGACCUGUGGCGCUGGGUGCGGGUGUCCACUACAUCUUGAUGAUGAAGCACUGUUCGCAUGACAAAUCUCGGAGCCUCAAACAGUACUGCGAUCGGUCUGGAGAUUUGUCAUGCGGGAGCCUCAUAUCUACCAUUGCUUGUGUUGCCAUGCAUGCACUACAGAUGAGGGGGAGCGGGAGUUGUGCACUCCCAGAAGUACUCCGAGCCUUGCAGGACUGGUUGGACUCUGGCGAGUGGCGACUCCGGCCGUUUUAUCAAAUGCAAAUAUGUCUGGGUCUGGAAGAAUGCAAACUUCUCAUGCAUAUUUUCCAUUCCCCAUGAGGUUUGGAAUGCAGGACCUAGCAUGACAGGUUCUGCGACGACGUCCCUAUCAUGCCUAUCCUGCAUGAUAAACUGCCACUAAACUUGUUCAAAACUGGACAGCUUUUGGUAGUCAUGCAACACAAAUUUUUGUACGUCAGGGGGCGUCGCUACUUCAAUUCAAUACGAUCCAGACUUAGCAUGACAAGUUCGCAUCCUCCCAGACCCAGACAUACUUGCAAUGCAUACGCUCGCGUACCUCGAGUGGGGCGCGCUGCAGGGGCCUUGGAGCGUGCGAGUGGCCAAGUGGAUCGACUACUUCGUCCGCAGGGAGCGCGAGAGGGAGGACGUGGAUCAGGAAGGUAGGCAGGACCAGGAGCCGCGUGACAGCCGUGCUGGUGGUGUUGCCCCGUGCCGUUUGUUGCUCGUUGAGCCGACCGGACAUGGGGUCGCGUCGUCGUUAGAAAAUCUUGCUCUGAACGACGUCCGGUGCGAGUCCGCGCUGGUUUGGCAGGGCUAUAUAUCUGCCGGAUCCAGUGGGACCGGAAGUGAAAGAACGGAGGACGAAAAGGAAAAAGCCAGCGCUGUGACGAACUCUACUGAGGCUGCUCCGACCGCGCCACCGCAGCGCGGCUGGGAAAGUUGGCGCGAGGCGCAUGAUAUGCAUUGAAAAAGCAUCGUAGUCGUACUAGUAGAAAUCGCAUGACAAAUUUCCUCACCAUGAUGAGAAACGGAAUUUGUAAUGCGGAUUCAACUCAACCUCAAGAAGGAGAUUUGUAAUGCGUGGCUGCGAUGACUACGAGUACGAUGCUUUUGCAAUUCAUACAAGAGGUUCCUGACGACGUAGUGAUGAUGAGGGAUGUGGUAUCAGAGAAAAAAAGUUCUUCGUCGCGAUCACUCAUGUACAACAUUUCACGUCCUGCAACACAAAAAUAAUGUACGUCAUGCGUAAAAACGCAUCACAGGGAAAUUUCAUACGGGAUUUCUCGUUUAUUUGUUUUGGCAAUACAAGUGGAAAAACCUGUGUUGCUGCGGCCAAAAAAAAAUCUACAUGCAAAAUCUAUCUGCAAUUCACUGAUCGUCUGACGAACUUUUUUUUCGCUCCAUACGUGGAGGUGAUAGAUCUCGUGGACAUGGACAUUCAGGGCCAGGAGCUGUAUGUGAUUCCGCGUUUCCUUAUCCACAGAAAAAAACCCAUCUCCAUCCAUUUUUUGCAUGACAAACGCAGAACUUUCUGCGUGUUUUGCAUGACAAAUUGGAUGGGGAUGGGUGUUUUUUCCUGGAUACCCCUAGAUGAGUUCGCGGACCGGGUGCGCAGAAUCCAUGUCGGCACGCACGAGAAGUUUGUGCACAAGCGUUUGCGUGCAGCGUUCGAAAGCCACAAAUACAUGGCAAGAACAUACUCCCAGUCGUGGGUUUUCGAACAGGAUUACCUCGGUAUGAGUGCGCGAGGUAUUGAGCACUAUGGCAAUGUUCUAUUCAGGGACGGCGUCAUGACUCUGCGAAAUCCAAGGCUUUAGAAGCAUCGCUUGGCGUCCACCUCGUGGGACAACGGACACAAAAGAUCGCUAAAGCUAAUGAAGUCCAGCAAAGACAUAGUUGUGACACUGCAAUUUUAGCACGAGCCACUCGCGCUAAAUGCUAAAUGGUUUGCUUCUCUCGG